This is a messenger RNA of Triticum dicoccoides, 1329 nucleotides long. RefSeq lists its product as uncharacterized. The record is from RefSeq and is a predicted model, not a curated record. The transcript is spliced from 3 exons. NCBI's taxonomy places the organism in Eukaryota, Viridiplantae, Streptophyta, Magnoliopsida, Poales, Poaceae. The coding region runs from base 1 to 1329 and encodes 442 amino acids.
AUGUCACCAUCGAGGUACCGUAGUCGCAACCGCCCAGCGCCAGCGGCCUUGGUUGCAUGCGGCAGCACGCGCCGACGGCCGAGGGUCGCCGAUGCCGAUGCCGCCAUUACCAGGGACGCAUCCCCGUGGGCGUCACUGCAGGAGGAGCUGUUGGACCUGAUCGCGUGGCGGGUGCUGGCGGUUGACUUGCGGGGCUACAUCCGGUUCCGCGCUGUGUGCGCAUACUGGCGCUCCAGCACCACCUGCCCGCGCGGCCGCGGCAUCGUCGACCGGCGCUUCCACCCACGGCAGUGGAUGCUGCUGCCCGAGGGCCACGGCCUCUACCCGGGCCACGACAACCUGCAGGGGUUCGUCCGCUUCUUCAACCUCUCAACGGGGGCGUUCGUCCGCGUCCACCUCCCGCUCUUGAGUGACCACUGCGUCCUCGACUCAAUCGACGGUAUCCUGCUGCUGCUGCGGGACCACGACACCAUCGUCCGCCUCCUCCACCCAUUCACGGGCGACAUCCUCGGCUUCCCGCCUCUCAAGACCCUCCUGAGUUCUGUGAUCGGCUCGACAUCGUUGGAAAGCAAGUGGCACAGGUGGUGCAAUAUCAAAAAUAUCAAUGCUGCCGCCAUGACCGUGGACGCGGAUGAAGUCGUCUUGCUCAUGAUUUUGGGGGCUUACGGUUGGAGUAAUGUGGCCUUUGCUACCUCCGGGCAACGACAAUGGAGUGUAUCAAGCUCGCUCAACCGCCGAAGUUGUAGUCCAUUCUCGUUCCAAGGCAAGAUAUAUAGGGUGCGCUAUAACAAAACUUUCACCGAAUCAGAGGUCCUACAGAUCGGCCCACCUCAGCUAGAAGGGAUGGAACCCUAUCUGCCACCACCAAACGUGAUUGCCAUAUGUCCGGCGAGCACACCUGGCACCACUUAUUUGUACCAUCUGGUAGAAUGCUCCCAAGACAUUCUGGUGGUCAGUAUAAGCCAUAAUUAUAAGAAGGUUUCAGUUUACAAACUAGCUGACCUUAUGCUGGGAAGAGCCGUCCCGACGACAUGCAUUGGUGGCAAAACCCUCUUCAUGGAAGGAAGGACGUUGUGCGUCAGUUCUAAGGCGUUUCCUACCAUCAUGGGUGUCACCAUUGUCUUUUUCGACUGUCGGAAACAUAAUCUUGCUCAAUACCACCUCGGCAGCGGCACAUUGUCGCCAGCAAUAGAUAUAUCUAUGUAUAAUAUGUCAGGUCCUUGUAGCAUCAUUUGCCAUAUAUACACAUGUUGCUUUAGUAAAAGAUGGAACAAAGGAGAAAUAGCAUGUCGGGGGCAGGAGGACAAGUGGCAGGUGAAGGAAAAGUGA